Molecule: messenger RNA, 10820 nt
Organism: Cherax quadricarinatus
Lineage: Eukaryota; Metazoa; Arthropoda; Malacostraca; Decapoda; Parastacidae
Gene: Sap130
Product: Sin3A-associated protein 130
Biological process (GO): negative regulation of transcription by RNA polymerase II
Cellular component (GO): Sin3-type complex
Source: RefSeq, a predicted model, not a curated record
CAGCUGAGUUGAGCGUCUGGCGGAAUAAGCUGAGUCUUGUCUCUCUCACUCUCCCGCAGAUUUACCUUAUUUUCUGCGUUAUACGAUGCUCCUGGGGGCUGGUUCUGCCUACACACCUACAAGAUAAACCCAGGUUGUGAGAACCAUGAGCGGACGAAGUGGAAUGGUUGGUUCCAGUGGAGCAUCACUGGGCAGUUCGGGUACAUCGUGUGAUCCAACCAACCAGCCAAUGGACUUGGCCCAGAAAACAGUGGCCAGAUCUCUCGAGUCUGGUGGGAUAGUGAAGAGUGGAGGCACUACAUUAGUUCAUUAUACAACUGGUGGAGUGGCCCAGAUAUUAACUACAAGUGGAGGAACUGCACACGUUGUUACUGCCAAGCCUGUGGGUAGAACAGAAAGUAUGGGAGUCGGGGGACAAACAGUAACUCUGGUUUCGCGCACCUCUGGUCCACCAGCAGCCCUUAACCUGGCCUCCCCUGGGUCUGGCGGUGGCGGUGGUUCAUCUGUGCGUGCAGUGUCCCAUCCUGUAGGUGUCCCAGCCAGUAAUGCUAUUGUCACUUCUUCACCUGCUCAUAUGGCAUACCAUAUUCCAAGAGGCGCAGCUGCUGUUGCUAAUAUGGCAGCUCCUAGAUCUCAGACAGUUGCCACUCCUAUUGUUAGAACAACGGGACAACCUCUCAACCAGCAAAGUUCAAAUGUUCCUGGACAGCGUAGCAGUACAAUGGGGCAGCGAGUAGUGCCAGUGUCGACCAGUGCGGGGUGUUACCGUGGUGCACCAUCCCCUGCUCACACUGGCAAGGUUAGCCCAGCCAUUCACCCCAAUGUCACUGGAACUAGUCUAAGUCUUGGCGUAGCUCGAGGUUCCAUGCCUGUAACUCGACCAGGUCAGCCAUCAGGAUCCAUAACCACCUACCAUGCUGGAGGACGAGCUGGUGGAGUGCCGAGUGGGACUAUAAGAGGAGCUGGAGGCACAAUGAGAGGGAUGGUUACUGGUGAUGGACCUAGAGGAACCGGGCCUAAGGCUGUUCACAUAACACAACCUUUAGUUCAACCUCAGAAAUAUGGAAGCACCGUGAGCGGGGUAAUGAGCAAUGUAGGACGCGGCGUGGCACCAGGAUCCGGAACAGUGGCGUGCUCUACUGGUACCAUCUAUACGGGCAACCCCAUGGUGACCACCAUGGCUGGGCCUAACAUUAACUCCCAGGCUACCAUGAGAACACAAGCUCCCCCGGCUAUAGCUGUGAGAAUUACUACAGCUCCUGGUCCUAGUUCUGCUACAUCGGCAGCGGUAACAUCACAGGCCGGUACAAAUAUAGGUGCCAUAGCAAUGACUUCUCCGUCUGGCACUACUCCCAGCACCAUUUUGACUCACCAUCCUACGCUGCAGCGAGCACACCAGGAUCAUCACGUCCCACUUAAAACACCUAUUGUGCGAACACCAGUAGCUGCACACCAGACAAACAAGUCGGGGGUUCAAGCCCAGGCAUUGGCAUUUUCUGACGGCCCUAAAGUGAUCACACAGCCAGCUCAAGGUCCACCUCUGGCCUUGGCUCAGAUCUCUGGGCUCACAGGGGUUAGUACUCAGAAGACCCAGGUUCAGACACACACUGUUCAACAACAUCCCACCAAUGUUCAGCUCAGAGCUGGUGGUGGCGGUGUCGGUCGUGUCAUGGGUGGAGGAGGCAUCCCUGUCGCUAAAGUACUUCCACAGCAAGCCACAGCUACCUCCCAGGGGCCAAUAUCUGUUGCCACCACACAGAGAGCUUCUCAUGGGCAGGUGCGGGCACAGUCCCCCGGACAAGCGGCCGAUAGUCAACCUGCCCACACCAGCGUGUUCUUGCAUCGGGCGCAUGCUGGAGUGACUGUAACAAGUGGGGUGACGGUGGGCCAGGGAGAGCGAGUGGUGACGACGAUGCCGCAGUACAGCAUCGCACCACCCUAUUACUAUGAACAAGCACAGAACACGUACCAGGUUGGUGGAACAAACCUGGUAUCUCACGCCCACUAUGGUCCCGCUAAUAUGCAAGGUACGAGCCUGAGAGUAACGGCUGGACCAUCCAACACGAGUGUGCUGGGUGCCAGUGGAAUCAAUGGACCUGGACAAGUGGGAGAAGUUCCUACUACUCAAGGCACUGUUCCUCUUCCAUCUAUGAAACCUAAUGCAUCUCCAAGACCAUCCAUUCUAAGAAAAAGACCAGAUAAUGAUGGAAUUCCCUUAAAAGCCACCAAAAACCUGACUGCAGCACUCUCUCUACCAAUGCCCUCUCCUCCAUCUCCCAAGAGACCAGACUCACGGGGUAAUGGCAAUGCAUCCUCAGGAUCUACAACUAUUUCUGCUAAUUCUUCACCUGACUCUUCCUUAUCAGGACUUCAAAUAGAAGAGCUAGAUGGUAACAGUGCACCAGGGGGUGGCAACGACACUCGUACUCCCCCGGGUAUCAAACAGGAACCCCCGGAUGACACUAGCCACGUGCUGCCCAGACCAUCACUCUCCAUCUCCACUACAGAUAUAAGUGGCAACUUGGCCACCACCACCACUCUAACAGUGCCUCAACCAUCACUAUCACUAACUGGCUUACAGGGGGCAGCUCAGAUUUUAGCCGACGGACUGUCACCUAGAAAGAAGCCUAGGAAACAACAGCUAAUGGGUAAUGAACUUCAGGAGGCUCGUUCCAGUGAGGAUGACAUGGAUCAUCCACCAGUCAAGAAAAAUAAACGAGAUUUAACUGAAGAUAAUCAUGAUUUGGAAGGAAGUGAUGAGGAAGGUGGUGGUGGUUGGUCUGAGCCAGGUGGUGGUAGCAGUGGUGGUAGUUGUGGUGGAGGAGGCAGUGGUGGCAAUGCACUCAGUGCCACCGUUGUCCUCACCAACCGUCCGACAAUGUCGCUCUUGAGCACUUUCCGGCAAACGUGGAAACCCAGGCACAACCACUUUGUUAGACACACUGAUGUUAAACCUAAAGAUGAGAAGAGGAUGACAGUUAAUGAAAUUGCAAACCAGAAGAUGGCUCUUCAGAGAGUGAAUGGAUGGAAGAUCGUUCACUUAUCAGGACAAGUAGAUGAUCUGGUGGAACUUGAAGCUGAAGUAGUUGAUCGCCUUCACAUGCUCCUCGGCUCAUUAGAGAAGAGAACUCAUCCACGAAAACCAUACAAGGAUUUUGAGAAAGAUGUUAACAGAUUGUCUGAGCUUGUAAAGGCCAACAUUCAACGCUCAAAAAUCAUUAAGGACCAGAUGUCUGAAGCAAGAUCACAGAUGAACAAACUGUUCGACCAUAAAGGCAAGAUUGUCGAUAUUAUGACUAAAUAUAGCAGUAAGAGGAGUGUCCGGAAGAAAGAAAAGAGUUAAUUUGUAUUGUGUGUUGACGACGUUACUUGAAGUUUGGUAUGUAUUGUUAUAAAAGUAUUUUUCUUUCUUAAACAGUCAACUAUAUUAACACUUAACAGUACACCAUGAUCAGAAUAAAAUAGGAAAGUUCAUUUUGAUGUGCUAUACCUGUGACAGACAUGUCUUAGAGACAUCAGAACAGUACAGGGAGAAGGUUGCAACUUGCUAACACCCAUACUUUUGAACAUGAUUAAAAAAUAUUUAAUAUAUAGUCAUUCUGGGACUGCCAGUGUGCAGUAAUGAACAAGUGGUGCAUCCAUUAUUUGUACAGUAAUUUUCCUUUGGAAAAUGGGAUCUGAUUUAUGAAAAACUUAUUUGUAACUUGUAUCAUCAGGAAUGUGACAUGAUGAUUACCUGAAACCAAGAACCCAAUUCAUUCUUAGGUUAGAACACCAGUGCAACGUGUUCAUGUACUGGAACACCAGGAACGUAAUUCAUUCAUGUGGUAAAACACUAGAAGUGCAACUUGUAUAUUGGGCAUCUCAUUAAUUAUGUAAAAGUUAACCCAUUACUCUUAGAUUACCUUUACUAGAUUAGAUAUAAGCAUCCAGAUGUUCACUCGGCAGGUCCUCAGCUUACAAAAAGCGUGCUCCUGAUUUUUCAACUUGAAACAUGUUUGUGUAGAAAAUAACUGUACAGAGAAUGUUUCACACAUUUCUACUGUAGCUUGGCAGUUAAAAAACUUGAAUUGGUCACUAAGUGCUGUAUUUAUGAGUGUGGAUGUUUGUAAUUUGAGGUGUUUAUAACCUAGAGACCUGUAUGGCCAAUGCCAAGUAUUUAUUUACUUUGUGGUAAGAUAGUUAUGUUAAUUUUUCAAAUUACUGAACUUCAGAACCCUCUUAUAUUGUAUCGUUUAGAGACAUGUAUAAAUAUAGUUUUUAUAUGUCAUGCAUUUUAAUCAGUCAAACAAGCUGAACUGCCCAAAAAUAGAUUUUUGGAAAAUUUAUUUUGUGUAUCGAUAUAUUUUUGUGAGUAAACAUUGUAUACAACUUUAAUUAGCCUUGCCUAAAGUACCUGUAAUAUAGUUUGUUAUUCAACCUAUUUUAGGGCAGCUUCAAUUUAAUAUUUAACGUAAAUAGGUUUGUGAUUAUGCAGAAAUGCAGUAAAGAAUUGGUUUGUUUAGCAAAGCAACUGUUGCUCUAUAAGCCAAGUCUGCAAGCUCUUCCUUAAGGUUUGGCUUACAGAAGUUCCUGGUUAGUGCUCACAGUUGGUUCUGUUAAGUGAAAGAAAAUGAGAAUUAUCCCAUAGAUGUAAAAUUCACAAAUGGCCUUCAUAGAUCUUAGACUCAGAAAAUGUGAUGCAAAAAAAAAAAUAAUUGACGCUGUUUUUUAAUUUACAUUCAGUUAACAAUGUUAAUGUAUAAAAUUGCAUGUGGAGUGCAAGACCUGGCUGGGCAGUGAGAUGUGCAUGUCCAACACAAGCAUACGUAUGUAUACACUUCUCACAACGUGUUUCAACUCCACCAGAACAUUUAAAAUUAGGAAUUAAAGUUUAAUAGUGUAAACACUACGUAAAGAACAUAAUGAGAACUAUCUUGUUAAAAAUAUGUAACAAGCCACAAAGUACGGCAUCUUGUAGAUGCAGAUGCCAUUGGCCAUUUUCUAAUUGAGAACAGGUUGUAGUAAUCCUCCAAAAUAACUGUUUUAAUAGUAAUUUUUAAGCAUUUUUAUUUUCUCAUAAGUUAUCUUUUUGUUAAUGUUUUGGUGUUAUUUAUUAUUAGUAUUAUUGAACAGAUUAAGUGGCCAAAGGCUACCUCUUCCAACUCAAGUACAAGUUUCUUUUUAUAUUGUACAUAAACUAUUGUUUGCAGUGCAAACCUGUAGCUUCAAGCUUGCGUAUCUGGGCAUGUGUAGUUCAUGUUCUUAAUGUAAGAACUUAGUGUUCUCAGUUGGCUUAUGUUUUUAAAGUUUGAUAUUUGGGAACUGUUAUAUAUGCAAAAACUUUUUGCUUGAUAGAAGGGAAGAAAACCUUAGUAAGAGAAAUUGUAAAAAACUAAUUCAAAACUAACCCAUUUAAGGCUUCCUGGUCCCAUCAGGGUAUAUCCUGACAUUUAAAGAAUAAAGGCACAAUACUGUGACUGGAACAGUACACAAAUAAUGCGCACAUAGAAGUUAUUUGUGUACUGACAUUUAAUUCCAAGUAAUAUUGUGAAAAGGUAUUGUAUUUGUCUAAGCAAGAAUGAGAUAGAAUAUUGCCAACAAGUAUGAAGACAAAAUUGCAGAACAAGCUUUUAUUGAGACAGUGUUUUGUCUUGUACAUGUUACAAAUUGCACACACAAAAGGUGUUGCCUGCAUACACUUGGCAAAUGAUAAUUUUAAAUGUCUUGUAUGGCUGCUGUGUAGGUGUCCAAAUCCCAGGCAAACGUUGGUUGCAAGCUUGGUUGAAAAGGCCAGUCUGCAGGUGUUGGCUGUCUGAUAGAAUUUUGUGCUCAAACAAUAAGAGCUAUUAAGGCUGAGAAUGUUAAUUUUUAAGAAAAAAUUACUGUUAAUCUUUCCACCACUAUACUGAGAAGCAAAAUGAAAAUGAAUUCCUGGAAGAGAACGUGUUUUUGGCAAGGGUGGCAUUUACCAAGUUUGUGCAGCGAAUGACAUGUAUAUUCUUGGAGAGUAAGGUGGAAGGAGGUUAGUAGAGGUGAGGUAUCUUGUAGACAUUGGUCUCCUGAGCCUUAAUGAUUAAAAUGUAACAAAUCAGCGAGGACAAAUGCAAUGGUUUAACUGGCCAGUACAUCUUUGUCCCCUAAUCAAAUGUUGAUAACUGUCUACAUAAUGUGUGAUUUUAUUCAGUGUAAUUUCAUAUACUAAGUGCUGCUUUUCAAUGUCUGGUCCUGUUUAUUUCCUGGAGUUUGGUUCUUUAGCAUACAAUAAGGUGUGACUGUCUUGGCAUGACAAGGUGCCAAACUCAUCAUGGAGCUUCACCCCAGGAUAGGCUGUGGAGUCCUCAGUCACAGCUAUAUCAUAAGUAAGGAAAGGGACAAGUCCAGAUGUUGAGAAGCACCAAUCAUUGAUACACAGAAUGCCAUUAAACAAAACUAAAGUGCUUUUAGCUUGGCAAAACCUCUGGCACACAUUACAUACAGUUCAGUGACCAUUAUUAUUAUAAGCAAGGGGAAAGUGCUAAACCCAUAGGAUUAUACAGCACCUGUGGGGGGGUGGAAGGUAUUCAGGCUCAAUUCAGGGAACUGAAGCACAGAUCCAAUUCCCUAGAUCAAGAGCCCCUUGCCAGCAUCAUGGAACCUCCCUUGAGGGGAUCAGUGACCUCCCUUCAAGGGAGGUUCCUUGACAUUGGCAAGGGGCUCUUGAUCUAGGGAAUUGGAUCGGUGCUCCAUUCCCCCCCUCCCCCCCACCAUAUGCACUGUAUAAUCCUAUGGGUUUAGCACUCUCCUGUGAUAAGUGACCAAUAGACCUGCAACCUUGCUCCUCUGACUUCUGAUUUUUUACACUUUAAGGCUUCCAGCUCUGGCAAGUACAACUCUACUCACCUGCUCUGACCUUGCAUUCCCAUAUAUACGAGGUUCUAUCAAUUAGUUCCCAUACUUGUACAUGUAUUUGUGGUGGCACAGAGCAUUCUGUGCAGAGAACUCCUAUGUAAAGGCAAAUUUGUGUGGUCAGAUAGACAUUUCUUAUCAUAUCUUUUAUUUUUAACAGUUUUUACAAGAAAGAACACUGCAUGUGUGUGAAAUUCCGUUUUAAAUUCAGUAAAACUGCUACUGUAACUCAGUGCUGGAUAAAAUGCUUUGCAUGUUUUUUUUAGAUUAUGUAUUAAAAUUAAAACCAAAUGCUAAACCCACAAGGGUUCAGUGUAGGGCAAACUUUAGUUGAUAAAUGCUUUGGUCAGCCAUCAAGAUAAGAUGUCAGCAUUGAAAAAGAAAGGAAGGCUAUUUAUGAAGAUUAUAAGAAUAUUUAGGACAUUGCAAGUGAUGUAGGAAUUUUUUAUGGGUCAUGUCAAAAAGUAUUUUGACUGGAAAUUUGUGGCGAGUGACUGAGAAAUUCGUGCCCCACUUGCUGACUCAAGACCAGAACAACAAUCGUUUUCUAGCCAAAAACACUUCAGUCAUCCCCCACCCUCCCUGAUUCCCAGAAAUAAAAAUGGUACGGGGGGGCAGCGUUUUAAUGAAGUACAAGCAGAAUCUCAGGCUGUGCUAGAUGCUGUUUGGAAAGAAAAGUUUAAAGAAGUGACAGUGGCACUAGUAUUGUAUAGCCUACCAAGGAGAGUACUUCAACUAGGAUUAGGCAAGUCUGUGCAUUUCUCUUGCAGCAGUCUAGGCUCUUUUUGAUAGCACCUCGUAUAUCUUCCAAUAUGUGUGUGUGUUAACUUGUAACUUAUGUUCAACUUAAUUGAGCUCUUCCCAUAGCAAAACAGUCUCUAUAAAAGCUUGUCUGUCUUGAUGAUUAAGCAAGCUAGACAUAGGGUGUUAAUCUUACUUUUUAGCAUUAGCUCUGAACCAUGUACAUGUGUAAAUGUUACCAACUGAGCUAAAUAUAUUGAAGAUUUUGCCCAUGAGAUGUCAUUGUACUAAAGUAUUAGUCACUGUCAUGGCUGCAACAAUUCACUCUUAACCCACAUGGUCUGUGCUGGAGCCUAAUUAAGCCAUGUCUUGUGGUCCAAGACAGACUGAAGUGUUGCCUGAAGCUUCCUCUCAAAAUUGUGGACUAAUUGUUAAAUGACAAAUACUCUGAGUGAUUGCCUAUUCAAGUUUGCAGGGAGCAAGUUCCAGCUCUUGUGUAUAUAUAUGCAAGAAAAACCUAGUGCACAUCAGUGUAUAGUUGUAUAUGUUUUAAGUAUACAUGUUUAUAUAUACAUGUGUAUGUAAUAGUACAUACAGUAUCUGUACAUAUGUAUAUAUAUAAGUGAAAAAUUCACAAAACUGACAUAUAAACAUUGCUGCAUGUAAUGUAUAUACAUACACCUUUUUUUGUAUAUAUUUCUCCAGAAUUUUAUAAGAAAAAUGCCUCAGACCUUCCAUAUAUCUACAAGGCAAAUCUAUUGUAGACUAUAAAUUUGUAAAUAAAAUGGCUGUAAAACCACAAAAAUUGUACAAAUAUAUAAUAGCAAUAUAAUAAACUACAGUCCUUUAAUGUGUUUUCUCUUAAAAAACCAUCUUGUAUUCCUUUCAAAGCAAUGAAUAGGGUAUCUAAUGGCUGACAGGCCUCUUAUAAUGAAGUGCCACUACUUGUCAUCUAUUUCCAUAAUUUAACAUUGUGAAAUUUACUGUGUUGUAUCUUGUGAUAAUCAUCCUGGGGGGGGGGGGGGGGCUGAAAUUUUAGCAAGCACAAGACGAGCCAGGUUGUGGGAGUAGGAAAACUUUCAGAACUCGUCAGUCAUACAGUGCCUACAGGAAAGGAGAUAAUCAGAAUCAAGAUCUCCUUACUUAUUUAGGAUUUAAAUCUGAGGUAAGGAGAUAUUUUGAGGUAUUUAGGCAAGAGAAAUCUUGGGGGAGGUGGACAUGAGAGACUGGUACAUGUGUGUGGCCAGCGGUUACAGCCUGGUUAAUUAGGCCCUGAUCUACCAUAAGGACUGGUCUGUGCCACGGACAUUCACCCCAGGAACACCCUCCAGGUAGGUAAGUUUGGAGUGUCAAUGUAAAGGAAACUGGGGCCCUUUAAUUAUAUAGGAAGAUAAUAGUGUACUUAUUUUAAGAAAAGGAAGGGGGGAUAAAUAUUGAUGAAGAGGGAAAAGUUGAGUGGUGCAUUGAGGUAUCUGUGGAGACAAAGAAUGUUGCCCAUGAAGGAAAAAGGGAUAAUGUACGAGUGUAUAGUGUUAUAACGCUUAUGUAGGUGUGAAGCAUGUAUUUUAAAUGUUGCAUAAAGGAAGCAGUAGAGAUUUUGUAUCUGAAGGCAAUAUGUGGAGUGAAUAUUAUAUAGAGAAUCAUAGUUUGGAGAGGAAGUAUGUUGUCACAAUGUAUUAUCCAGAGGGCUGAGGGGGGGCUAUUGAAGUAGUUUGGACAUUUUGAGAGGAUGGAGCAAAACAGGUUCACUUAGAGGGUGCAUAAAUCCGUAGUGGAAAGAAGGCAUUUACCUGGAGAGAGUUUCGGGGGUCAACGCCCCCGCGGCCCGGUCUGUGACCAGGCCUGGCAUGGUUAGGGUUGUCAUAGGAAAGGUUUUGUAUGGAAGGAGUUGAUCAAACAGGCAUGUUUAUGAACAUAUUAGAUUGGAGUGGAGCCAAGUGGUUUUUAUGACUUGAGCUGCUGGAGUAUGAACAAGGUAACAUUUUGUGAUUAAAGAAACCAGUUAGUCGGACUUAAAGUUCUGGAGGUGGAAAGUACAUGCCUGUACCCUGAAGGUGGGGAUGUUGCUGUUUGGAAUGGUAUCUGAGCUGUAAUGUCAGUGCACCUCUGGCAAGAUAUGAGUAUUUUAUUUAGGGUCACCCUACCUUAGUAGGAGACAGCUGGUGUGUGUGAAAAAUCAAGUACAAGAGGUGUAUAGGGUAUAAUGAUAACAGAGUUUGUCCUAGUAGAUAAAAGAAUCAGUAGAAUUAUGGGAUGUGCAUGUUUUUUGGGGCUACAGUAAGAGGUAGAUGGAAUAAGAGGAGACCCAUCAGUGGGUAAAAGUGAAGUGAAUGAGCUAGAGGAGACUAAUACAGAGAUUUAAGCAAUUAUUGGGAAAAAGGUGGGUGAGAGAUUAUACAAGAAAUAAGGUGCAAGGUAAAUUUUGGAAUGCAGUGCUAGUGCACAGCAUAAGUUUGUGGAUAUAAGAAUAGGUGUGAAUGGGAAAAGGCAGAAAGGUGGUAUAUGAGAGACUUACAUUACCAAAAUGACAGACUUAAGGUAAUGCGAGAAGGAAGAUGGGGGUUAAGAGUACAAGAAAGUCUAUAUCUACAAAUUUUGCCAAGAAUAAAAUGGUUUUGGAGUGAGAUCAAUAGUCAGGAAGCAUGGCGAGCAAAUAACUUGAGGAGGAAAUGAAGACAUUCACAAUAGGUCCACUUUCCCUACCAGGUUUUGCUAUACAAUUCAUGUUAUUGAACAACAAAUCCUCAGGGGUCAUACAAUACAUAUAUCCAAUAUUUUCCAGCUUACCACUGCACAAUAAAUGCAAUAAUAUACUGUAUGAUUAAUAUUGCAAGUACAUUAAUAGGUUCAAGUCAACAUUAAAAUACCUCCAAUCAUUUCUACAAUGUAAACUCUUAAUUAUAAUAACUACACUAGUAGUAGGCUAACCUAAUAUCUGUUACUGUAAACUUAUUAUCUGACAUUUACAAGUGUAAACAAAUGGUGUCCUGCUUUCCGGCAGUAGCCUGGAACCUAACCUGCCGUACAAGUGGGGCCCUACUGUACUUGUUAGAAAAUGUUUCAGUCCUGGGACCUUAAUCAAGGUCCCAGGACCGAAAUGUUUUCAAAUAAAUAUGUCCCAGUGUUUGUUCAUGUGUCUAAACCAAUUUAUUGGUACAGUGGACCCCCACAUACCGUACGCAUCGCAUACCGUUCAAUCUGCAUACCGCUCA